Molecule: messenger RNA, 1723 nt
Organism: Glycine soja
Lineage: Eukaryota; Viridiplantae; Streptophyta; Magnoliopsida; Fabales; Fabaceae
Product: peroxisomal membrane protein 11A-like
Exons: 1
Coding region: 750-1529 (259 amino acids)
Biological process (GO): peroxisome fission; regulation of peroxisome size
Cellular component (GO): peroxisomal membrane
Source: RefSeq, a predicted model, not a curated record
UUCGGUUCCCAUGAGAACUGGAAGGGAUUUUGUUCAAAAAGUUUAAUUUCGUAGUAUGUUAGUGUAAUUUAUACUUAAACUAAUAUUAGUCAAAAUGUUUACAAUAUAUGGUAAUUUCCCAUUGAAAGACAAUAUAAUAUUUUUAGACUAAAUGUCACUUUUAUUUUUGGUGUUUUAUGUUUAGUGUUUUUUUCACUUUAAUCCUUUAAGUUAUAAAAAGUCUCAUUUUGAUCAAUAGUAAUUUUUACAUUCAAUAAUAAUUUUUUCAAAAUUUUCAUUUUAUUCCUAUUUAUACCAAGUACCAAGUGUUAACAAUAUAAUAUAUGAUGUGUAUUUGGACUUGUCACCAUUCUAUUCUUUUAUAUAAUAAAAAUAGAUGACCAUUUUUGUUUUAAACAUUAAUUUUUUUUAUAUGUAAGCGAAUUUAAUAUAAAAUUUAUAUUUUGAAUCGGAUGAAGAUCGUGUCUUAAAAUUUAGAACAUUUAGUAUUUCAAAAAUGAUAAAUGCCUUAUAAAAAAAUCUUACUUAAGGAACUAUUUUAAUCCUUAAUAAAUAAGGAAUCCAAUUACAACUUAAAAGACCAAUAAUUUAACAUUUUUCUUAUUUCUUCCUUAAUAAAAAAAUACCAUUUUCUUUUUUAAAAAUAAAAUAGAAGAAAAAUUAAUUUUCAACUCAGUAUUUCGGAAGACUUGCAGUUGCAUCAUCAUCAUCAUCAUCAUCGGUUCAUCGGUGACAUCACAGCACCCACAAUGGAUUCCAAUUCCAAACCUUCCGCACCACCACCUAACCCUAACCCUAAUCCACCGCCCUCGAAGAAACACCAGAGAGACCUACUGAGCCACGUGGAAGCCUACCUCGCGAAGCGCGACGGCGUAGACAAGCUCCUCAAGAUUUCGCGCUACGCCACCAAACUCAUCCUCGCCUCUUCGCUCCUCCAAUCCAACCCUACCCUCUCUCACCGCCUCAAAUCCUUCGAAUCCAGCGUCGGCGUGAGCCGGAAGGCCUUCAGACUCGGCAAAUUCGUUCAAGACCUAAACGCUCUCAAAACCACUCAUCCUCAUUCCAAACGCCAACUUUUCCUCUCCCUCCUUGCCUACGGCGGCGAAGGUUUCUACUACUUCGUGGAGCAGUUCGUCUGGCUCGCGAAAUCGGGGCUGAUCGAUCCCAAGCACGCGCGCUUUUUCCAGAAAUUGAGCGCGUGGGCGGAGUUCGUUGGUUACUUCGGGAGCGUGGCGCUCAAACUCGGGGAUUUACAAGAGAUUGCCAAGGAGGAAGCGUGUGUUGAGUCGAGCGUGGAGAUCACGCGCUUGAGAGGGAGUGGGUGUGUGGAUGAGGAAGUGCGGUUGGGGAAGUUGAGGGAGAAGAAAAUGAUGAAAAGGCUUUCUGUUGUUCAGGAUUUGGCGGAUGCGGUUAUGGCUUUGGAUGAUAUUUUGGAUGGGAAAGGACCGUUUUCGAAACCGGUUUUGAUGGCUUUGGCAGGACUUUUGUCCGCGCUUAUUAGCUCUCACAAGAAUUGGAUUUCUUGCUGAAACUUGUUGCCUGAGGAGUUGUUAUUAUUUUUACAGAUAAACAAAAAAAAAUGUAAGAAAUAUAUAUAGGUAAUAUAAUACGGUGUACGCCAAGAGAAAAUGGUCUUUAAUUGGUUGUUUGUUAUGCUUAUAGUUUUAGAUUUUUACUGAUUUAUGAAUGAAUAAAAAUGGCCAUGAUUCUAUUUGUUCUACUC